ACACCAACACCACACCGCUUUUCACGCCUGUGCCCUAUAAUCUGGCCGCGUGUCUAACCUGGCACUGGCUCUCGGAACCCCCACGGUUUUGACCACCGUUUCCUUUGGGGACUUCCUUUGAGGGAGGGGAAGAGGAGAGGGGACGGCGACGUUGGAUUCGGAGCAGGGACGGAAGCUCUUUCAGGUAUUUCUCGCAGGGAGGGUUUUGUCGCUGUCUUCCACCCCCCCAAAAAAGGUAUCCUGAAAUUAGUUAAAGAAGAUCUUCUCAAACCAAUCCAGCAAUUUGAAAAUGGAGGAAAGUUGUGGCUCUGCUGGAGCAAUAGAGGGAAAGGAGCUAAAAGAGGAACUUCAUAUCAAAAUGAAAAACAAUGUAGAGGAACCAGGGACAGAUAAAGAAGAGAAGAAAGAGAUUGAAAUUGAAAUGAAAUCAAAGUCUGUAGAGAAAGAAAAGGUUAAACAUGAAGAAGACAAGGAUGCAGAUUGCAAGAGUGGGGGCAAGAAGGUGAAAAAACAUAAAGAGAAAAAAGACAAACAUGAGGAAGAUGAAGAUGGAGAAAUGAGUGAAAAGAAAGCCAAGAAGAAAGAUAAGGAGGCAAAAGAUAGAGCAAAGGCAAAAGAUAAAAAUGAGAAAGAUGAAGAUUUUAAGGAAAAGAAGGAAGAAUGGGAGAUGGUAGAAAAGGAUAAAGGAAAGGUCAAGAAGAAGGAAAAUGAGAAGACUAAAGAUGGAGAGUCGAAGAAAGCCACCAAGGAUAAAGAGGAGGAUGAAAAUAAUGAGUCAAAGAAAGAUAAGGAAAAUGACAAAAAGAAGGACGGUGAGGGAGAAACAAAGAAAAAAGAGAAGGCAAAGAAGAAGAACAAAGAUGGGGGGCCUAGGAAAGAUGAAAUUGAUGCGGAGGAAGAGCCUGAAGAAAAACAGAAGAAGAAAAAGGAUAAAGUUGGAGAAUUGAAAGACAACGAGAAGAAAGGAAAGCAUGGAGACUUGGAGGCUGAAGAGAAGGAUGGGGAUCCAGAAAAGAAAAAAGAUAAACAUAAGGAGGACAAGGAUACAAAGGAAAAGAAGACAAAGAAGAGUAAGGAUGAAAAUGAAGAGUCAGAGGUAAAACAUGAGGAGGAGAAACAUAAGAAGGACAAGGAUACAAAGGAAAAGAAGAAAAAGAAGAUUAAGGAUGAAGAUGAAAAGUCAGAAGAGAGUGUAGUUAAAAAGGAUGAUGAAGGAAAAGAAAAGAAAAAGAAGGGAACAAAAGAAGAAGAUGGAAGGGAGAACAAAGACAAGAAGAAAUUAAAGGAGAAAGAUCUGGAGAAGAAAAGUGAAUCACUAGGUGAAUCAGCUAAAGUACUGAGCAGCAGAAGGGAUAUCAAAGCUGGAGAUGAUUUGAAGGACCACAAAGACAUAGAUAGAGAGCUGGAAAAAAUCGAAGAGAAAGCAGAGAAAGAGGCAGAGAAUAAGGGGAAGGAUAAGAAAGAAAAAGACAAGGAAAAGAAGGAUAAAUGCAAAGAAGAAAAGGAUGGUAAAACAAGUGAAAGGAAAGAUAGAGACAAAGACAAGAGUGAGAAGAAAAGGAAACUUGAUGGAAAGGACAAGAGCAAGGAUGUUGAGAAGCUGAAGCAGAAGCUAGAAAAGAUCGAUGCCCAAGUUGAAGCCCUACUAGCCAAGAAAGCAGAUAUUGUGAAACUGAUCAAAGAAGCCGAACAGGGUCAGGUAGUAGAAAACCCGGAUGAAGCUGCAAUGCUGGUGUAGCGUGACUUUUGAGAUAGGUUUUGAAUAAUGUGUAUUGUAACAUUUUUAAUAAAACAUGCAAAAGUUAUCUAUUAUCAGAUUUGAGGUUUGUUACCUGAAGAAAAAACCCUUCUUGUAUCUUGAUGAGAGUGCUAUGUAAUAUAAACCAAAUAAAUUUUGAAUAUCGUUUGCAGAUAUGGACUCUUCUCU
Elaeis guineensis (African oil palm) is the source of this 1927-nucleotide messenger RNA. RefSeq lists its product as uncharacterized. The record is from RefSeq and is a predicted model, not a curated record. Lineage: Eukaryota; Viridiplantae; Streptophyta; Magnoliopsida; Arecales; Arecaceae.